Messenger RNA from Rhagoletis zephyria (snowberry fruit fly), 2859 nucleotides. It is a transcript of the gene Lnk, whose product is annotated as SH2B adapter-like protein Lnk. Gene Ontology annotation, molecular function: transmembrane receptor protein tyrosine kinase adaptor activity. Gene Ontology annotation, cellular component: plasma membrane. Lineage: Eukaryota; Metazoa; Arthropoda; Insecta; Diptera; Tephritidae. Gene Ontology annotation, biological process: intracellular signal transduction. The record is from RefSeq and is a predicted model, not a curated record.
UGUAGUUGGCAAUUCGUGCUGCAGUGGUCAAGUGAAAAUUUUUUCUUCUCUUCGUAGCGUUUGUUAACUUUUCCUAUUGUUUUUAUGUUUAAAUGCGUUUGCAAACAAUCGUUUCAACAAAAUAGUGCAUUUGAAUGAAACGAAAUUCUAUAAAAAUUAAAAGAAAAUUUUUAAAAAAUACGAAAAAAUCAAAGUGUGCAAUUAUUAGAGGCGUGAGGCAGCUAAGAAAAUGCGCAAAUUAUAAGUGCAAAAGUGGUCCCAAAAAUAGAAGAAUUAAGAUGUCCCGUGGAUUUUGAAGAGCUCAAAUAAACAAAAAGGGUAUAAAUUAGACAAAAUUCAAGAAAAGGUAUCGUCGAAAACGAUAUAGCAUAAAAAGAAUAUUGACACUAUUCAUAAAUUUGAUGGGCGGUAAUAGUACAACAAAUACAUUUACCGCUGGUGGUUACAUAGGUCCUGCUAGUGGAAUUAGCGGUGGCGGCGGAAGCAGUGGGGGCGCAGUUGGUGGUGAUCUCAUACCAAACAUGAGUGCCGCUAGUGGUGCGUCGUAUGCCUAUGGCACUAGCUGGGAGGAGUUUUGCGAACGUCAUUCUCGUGUGGCUGCUGCGGACUUUGCCAAAGCCUGUAUUGGUUACAUAAAUGGGAAUCUUCCACCCGAAGAGGCGCGUAGUAUUUCAUACCGUUGUUUUGGACAAAAGUUCGCCGAAGUGUUCGUGGAUCAUUUCGAAACGGAAUUCUGCCUGAGGCGCAACAAUCUAUGGACUGGUAAUGGUAAUUCAUUGGAGGAGAGCGGUAGCGCAGCUGAAGACUCACCGAAAAUAUUUCACAAAGCGUUUUUUCGACGGCUUUCAUUCAAGGGACUGCGCAAGGGCAAGAAUUUCUUAUUCUUGCAGACACUAUUUCAUAAAAACUCUGAAGAUUUAGAUGGCAGCAAGCAUAGCAAGACCAAGAUCUCGAAAAUAAUUGUAGAAUGCCGAAAGGAAGGUUACGUCUAUAAUUUGACGCCCGAAAGUUUAGAUCAGCCGACGGGUACACAAAAAUGGGAAAAAUGUCGGCUUGCUUUGGUCAAAGCCGUCGGCGGUUACAUGCUGGAGUUCUAUACACCGCCUAAAGCUACAAAGCCACGCAGCGGCGUAUUUUGCUUUUUAAUAUCGGAAGCACGAGAAACUACGGCACUAGAGAUGCCCGAUCGUGAAAAUACCUUUGUACUAAAAGCCGAUAAUAAUAUGGAAUAUGUUAUUGAGGCAGAAAGUGCUGAUGAAAUGCGCAGCUGGUUGGCUACUAUACGCUACUGCAUGCGUACGCCGCCGACACAGCAAUUGCCCUUAGAAUCUGCUGAUGCAUUGGUUACUGGAAGUGGUAGUGUAGGCGGUAUAAUGGGUGGAAUUUCAGCAACAACUUCGAUGGCCAUGAGCCCGAGUGGCAAUUUGACCUCAACAGAUGCCAGUGCUAAUCGAAGUGGUGGUGCUGCUGCCGUCGGUAGCGGUGUCAACGCUGUGCAUAAUCCUCAAUAUCACCAAUCAAGCGGACUAGGCUCAAACGGUAAUGUCGGUCCCAGCAGUUCUCUGUCGGAUAAUGCACUUGCUACCGUUAAUGCUGCGGGUGUGAGUGCUUCAGCGGCUGCAAGCGGUGAUGCUAAUGCGCUGGAAAGUAUACCGGAUAUACCACCUAGGCGUGGCGAACAACGUCUUUCAGCAUCGAGUAAUUUCGAAGCAGAAUGUGAAAACGAAAUUGAUAUAAAUGUAGCAGAUCUGACAAAUGAAAUGCGACAGUAUCCAUGGUUUCAUGGUACACUGCCACGCUCGGAAGCGGCGCGCAUGGUAUUACACUCUGAAGCGGCGGGACAUGGUUUCUUUUUGGUGCGUCAAAGUGAAACGCGCAAGGGCGAAUUCGUGCUCACAUUUAACUUUCAAGGACGAGCAAAGCACUUGCGCAUGACUUUGUCGGAGAAGGGCCAAUGUCGGGUGCAACACUUAUGGUUCCCCUCUAUACAGGAGAUGCUCGAGCACUUCCGGCACAAUCCUAUACCAUUAGAGUCGGGCGGCACCUCUGAUGUGACACUAACCGAGUGGGUGCAUAAUCAGGGCACAUCAUGCAGCGGUACAAACGAUGUUAGCAGCGCUGAAAUAAACGGUGGGCAUCAUCCUCAUCAUCAACAACAACAACAGCAACAGCAUCCAUCGCCAAGACAUGUGAGAUAGCCUAAAUUUUGGAGUCCAUUCAGUGUCAGUGAUGAUUUUUGUUUGACGUUUUGGUAUUUGCGUUUGUAUAUUUUAACGUUCUUUAUUUAUGUUGAUAAUAACAUUCAACAGAACGCCAUUAAAUUUGCAACUAUUUUAAUAGUGUCUAACAGUGUAAUAGAUAUGAACUUAAAUACAGACCUACAAUUCGAGUUGAAUAUUUGAGAAGAAAAAACUUACGAAUUUGAUGGUAGCUUUAGUUUUAAGUUUAGUAAUGAUAAGUAACGUUUCCUUAUUGUUUUUAGUUUAGUAUUUUAUCUAUUUUACACCAUAAUUGGCACAAUUUUUUUUUUGUUAAUAGAUACUAUUUUCCAUAUGCAAAAGUAUAGUUUAUAACUACAUAUGUUUUGUAUUCAAAAUCCUUCUUACGUUUAGUUGCAUGGAUCUGAAUCAUCAGCUUUCCACAACAAAACCAAACAAUACUAACACCAGUCGCACGCAAUGUGUUCGUGUCACGUAUUCAAAAUCAAAGUGCCAUGUCUUUUCUUUUCUUCCUAUUCUUCCAUGCCACUUUGCUUUUGCCACAUUAUGGGCGGAGAGCAGCCGCAGCAAAUAAUCACAAUGAACAUGAGUGUACGCCUAAAAUCCUGCGAAAUUGAGUUACCGUUCCUACAACAAACGC